Trematosphaeria pertusa is the source of this 3454-nucleotide messenger RNA. RefSeq names its product Pro-apoptotic serine protease NMA111. The coding region runs from base 1 to 3084 and encodes 1027 amino acids. Gene Ontology annotation, biological process: proteolysis. The record is from RefSeq and is a predicted model, not a curated record. Gene Ontology annotation, molecular function: serine-type endopeptidase activity; protein binding. The transcript has 4 exons. Lineage: Eukaryota; Fungi; Ascomycota; Dothideomycetes; Pleosporales; Trematosphaeriaceae.
AUGCCCUCCGAACACAAUGGCGACGCUACGGAAGCCCGCACCAAGCGCAAGCAACCGCCCACGCCCUCGAACGAGCGACCGCUGAAGCAGAUCAAGCCCGAAACUGAUAUGCAUACCCGCAACGGCACGUAUGCCGCAGCUGCGCCAGAGCUAGAUGCCCGGGAGCGCACGCCAUCGCCCGGCAUGGACAUCAGCCUCGACGACCUCCCGCCGGUGCCCAUUGCGGCCGCCCUCCACGACACAGCUGAGUGGCAGAGGACGAUAGAGACGGUUGUGAAGAGCGUUGUCUCGAUACACUUCUGCCAGACGUGCUCCUUCGACACCGACGCAGCUGUGUCCUCUGAGGCUACGGGAUUCGUGGUGGAUGCUGAGAGGGGCUAUAUCUUGACCAAUAGGCACGUCGUCGGAGCAGGCCCCUUCAUCGGCUACUGUAUCUUCGACAACCAUGAAGAGUGCGACGUCUACCCGGUGUACCGUGAUCCUGUGCACGACUUCGGCAUCCUACGCUUCGACCCCAAGGCUGUCAAGUACAUGCCCGUGACCGCGCUCGAGCUCCGUCCCGAUCGAGCCAAGGUUGGCGUGGAGAUCCGCGUCGUAGGAAACGAUGCCGGCGAGAAGUUGAGCAUCCUGUCCGGUGUCAUCAGCCGCUUGGACCGCAACGCGCCUGAAUACGGCGAGGGAUACUCCGACUUCAAUACCAACUACAUACAAGCUGCUGCUGCUGCAAGCGGAGGAAGUUCCGGAAGUCCUGUGGUCAACAAGGAUGGCUUUGCCGUGGCUCUACAGGCUGGCGGACGAGCAGACGGCGCUGCAACGGACUAUUUCCUGCCCUUGGACCGGCCGCUGCGCGCUUUGCAGUUGAUCCAGCAAGGAAAGCACGUCUCGAGAGGAACGAUUCAGACACAGUGGAUCCUGAAGCCUUUCGACGAAUGCCGAAGGUUAGGGCUUUCCCCAGAUUCUGAAAAGGCUAUUCGAACGAAAUUCCCGACUGAAACCGGCAUGCUGGUUGCCGAGGUUGUUUUACCCAACGGGCCUGCGUCUAAGAAAAUUGAAGAGGGAGACCUGCUGAUACAGGUGAACGGCGAGCUAAUCACGCAGUUUGUCCGUCUCGACUCCGUCCUGGAUGACAGCGUCGGCGGCAAAGUCUCGGUAACGAUACAACGCGCGGGCGAGAACAUAAGUUUGGAGCUCGACGUGGCUGAUCUGCACGACAUCACGCCGGACCGCUUCGUCUCCGUCGCGGGCGCCUCGUUCCACGAUCUCUCGUACCAGCAGGCGCGCUUGUACGCCAUCUCCCUCAAGGACUCUGGCGUCUACGUUUGCGAGGCCGCUGGCUCCUUCCGAUUUGCUGAUGGGUACGCGUCGGGAUGGCUUGUCCAUGAAGUCGACAACCAACCUACCCCUAAUCUUGAAGCGUUCAUUGAGGUUAUGAAGAAUAUUCCGGACCGCAAGCGAGUCGUCAUCCAAUACAAGCACCUUCGCGAUCUCCACACCUCCAAUACAAGCAUAACCUCCAUCGACCGGCAUUGGCACGCCAAGAUGAGGAUAGCUAAGCGGAACGACAGCACUGGGCUUUGGGACUUCAGCGCAAUUGCCGACGCGAUUCCAGCCGUUCCUCCGGUUCCUGGACGAGCAAACUUCGUCAAGCUCAGCUCAAACUAUCCUGAGGCUGUGGAUAUCGUCCGCAGCUUCGUUCGAGUGCACGUCUCCAUGCCGGUCAAGCUGGAUGGCUUCCCAAAGAUGAAUAAGCAAGGCUAUGGUCUGGUUGUAGAUGCUGAACAAGGCUUGGUCCUUGUGUCGCGAGCACUCCUUCCGUAUGAUCUUUGCGAUAUUAAUCUCGUCAUCGCUGAUUCUAUCUUUGUGGAGGCGAAAGUUAUCUUCAUGCACCCGUUGCAGAAUUACGCCAUCAUCAAGUACGACACCUCGCUCGUCAACGCGCCGGUGAAGACUCCCAAGUUCGCCACCGAUUUUAUCAAGAAGGGCGAUGACACGAUCUUCUUUGGGUUAAAUCAAAACUUCCGACCUGUUGUCGCCAAGACGGUGGUUACCGACAUCACCACCGUGGCAAUCCCCGCUAGCGCAGUGACACCGCGCUAUCGUGCUACGAACUUCGAUGCUAUCACAGUCGAUACGACCCAGGCUUCUCAUAGCGCCAGCGGCGUGCUAGUUUCCGGGGAUGGAACCGUGCAGGCCCUUUGGCUGAGUUAUCUUGGGGAGCGCACAUCACACAGCGGAAAAGACGUCGAGUAUCACCUUGGUUUGGCAACGCCAAUGAUACUCCCGGUCUUGAAUGAGAUCAGGAGCGGAAAAAAGCCCAAACUACGGAUCUUAAACGUCGAGUUCCAGACUGUGCAAAUGAGCCAGGCUCGCGUCAUGGGUGUCUCCGAGGAGUGGAUCGAGAAGACAGAACAAGCUGACCCUGAACGCCACCAGCUCUUCAUGGUGCGCAAAGUUGACUCUGGCCACGAAGAUGGUUUGCAGGAGGGCGAUGUGCUAUUGACCCUGAACGACAAGCUGAUCACACGAGCACCAGAUCUGGACGUCAUGUACAACAACGAGUAUCUGGACGCUGUUAUCGUGAGGAAGCGGCAAGAGAUGUCGCUCAAGGUGCCGACAGUACCUACUGAAGAUUUGGAGACUGCUCGCAUGGUAAGCUUCUGCGGAGCUACCUUGCACCGGCCACACCAAGCCGUUCGCCAGCAGAUCAGCAAGAUCCAUUCCGACGUCUACAUAUCAUCGCGCUCUCGCGGCUCGCCAGCCUACAUGUACGGUCUUGCUCCCACAAACUUCCUCACGGCCGUCAACAACGUGCCAACACCGGAUCUGGACGCUUUCUUAAGGGAGGUCAAGAAGAUCGGUGACAACGAGUACUUCAGGCUGAAGGUCAUGACGUUCGACAACGUGCCAUGGGUCGCAACCAUGAAGAAGAACGAGCACUACUUCCCGACGAUUGAGUACGUCAAGGAUGCUGCUGAGCCUCUUGGCUGGAAGAAGAUCAUCCAUGAAUGUGAUGAAAAGAGCGGUGCGCGAGAGGAAAUAGCGCCGGACGAGCUGGAAAUCGAAGGCGCGCAUGCGUCAGACUAGAUGAGCAGAUGAACAAAGCUCGGCACCGCCGAAACAUUCGGUGGCCAUGAUGGAGGUGGAGAUUGCUUCUCUCUGACGUACAUUGGACUAUAACACCGCGAUACCCUCGCUUCUGGCGUUGGAGCAUAUAAUUCGCAUGGCACGGAGGGCAUUGUAUCAUAAUAGAUAAGAGGGUAGCAUCACAGCAUAUUCCGUGCGGCACGGGCGGGCACUGCUAGUAGACAAAAUACAGGUGUUGGGAGUCAACCUGAGCGACGGUGGUGUUGGUGCGCGAGGUGAGCGAGUGUGCCUCAUGACGACGUGGGUCAAGCCACAUGGUGUAUAUAUUUGGAAUGAGCAAGAUGGAAAAGCUUAAUCGCACGUGGGCCAG